GGCGGAUUCAAUCUUGUGUGUGAGAUGCAGGCUCUGCGAUCGCAAGCAAGUCGAGUUCCUUCGAAGCUCAUCAGAUCCACAGGCAAAGUUACCCGUUACUCGCGUCGAAUCUCACCUCUACUCCAUCAUCAUCCUAGAUACGUCUCAAGUAAUUCUCCGUCAACGACCAACAGUAUGGCUCUCUUUCCGCGCGGACCACAUAGCGAGUUCGGCACUCUCUUUCGUCUCCUAGAUGACUACGACGCUCAUCGUGCCGACCGAAGCUCUGGUGCCCUCUCUUUUGCACCGAAAUUCGACGUCCGUGAAUCCAAGGAAGCAUACAUGCUUGAUGGCGAGCUGCCCGGUAUCGACCAAAAAGAUAUUAACAUUGAAUUCAGCGACCCCCACACCCUAGUUAUCCAUGGCCGCACAGAGCGUUCAUACACGUCCGGAACUCCGCCUGGCAAAGCCUCAGAGGCAGCUAAAGGCAAGGAGACAGAGACAGGAGAAAGGUACUGGGUAUCCGAACGGUCGGUUGGGGAGUUCCAACGGUCUUUUAAUUUCCCGACCAGGGUGGACCAGGAUGCGGUAAAGGCGAACUUGAGGCAUGGAGUGCUAUCUAUCGUGGUGCCCAAGGCGACAGCUCCCCAGACAAAGAAGAUCACCAUCCAGAGUGCGUAGCUGGAAAUAGGGUACACGCGUUUAUUUGGGAUUUCAGACAACAAUUCGUCUAUACAUGAGUGGAGGAUCAGCAGUAAUAUGGAGUCUUUUCAGAUUUGUCUUUAUCCAUCUCAUGAAAAAAGCAGAGGGAAACAACUGACUGUUAUCUCCCUUGAAUCGAGCAAAUUUCGGUCUGGAUACGAAAUGGGGAGCCAUAAGAUGAUGCCCAAUGUUCCUGUGUAGCUAGCAGCGUUGAGAAUGGAAUCAUGACUAACACUCUUAUCCUUUUUC
Messenger RNA from Coccidioides posadasii C735 delta SOWgp, 930 nucleotides. RefSeq lists its product as uncharacterized. Lineage: Eukaryota; Fungi; Ascomycota; Eurotiomycetes; Onygenales; Onygenaceae. The record is from RefSeq and is a predicted model, not a curated record. Gene Ontology annotation, biological process: response to hydrogen peroxide; response to salt stress; response to heat.